This is a messenger RNA of Carassius auratus (goldfish), 1440 nucleotides long. Its product is annotated as R-spondin-2. Lineage: Eukaryota; Metazoa; Chordata; Actinopteri; Cypriniformes; Cyprinidae. The transcript has 5 exons. The coding region runs from base 185 to 889 and encodes 234 amino acids. The record is from RefSeq and is a predicted model, not a curated record.
UUAAAGGUGGAAUACACGCAAAAUGAGAUCCUGAAAUGAGCACAAUUACUCAACAGCUGAAAGGUUGGACAGAUGUUUGUGGAGAUCAGGUGAUGUGGGCAGGGUGAGCAUCAGGCUGUUAACCACGAGUUUCCAUGAGACAGAGAGGAGGCUGUCUCUCUUUCUGAGGCAGUCUUUCAGGCAGAUGUUACGGAACCUGUUGCUUGUCCAGAUGCAUUUGCAACUUUUGGCUCUCCUCUCCCUUGUUUGUCAGACACUUAAUUUGACGUUAGCUGCAAGAAAACGAAGCGAGGACUGCAGCAGCUGUCUGGAGUGUUCGAAGGAAAACGGCUGCCUGCGCUGCUCUGAGCGCCUCUUCCUGUUCCUGAACAGAGAUGGCAUGAGUCACUACGGCUCUUGUCUUUAUUCCUGCCCCUCCGGACACUUCGGCCUCCGAGGCAAAGAUCUCAACCGCUGCAUGAAAUGCAAAGCUCCAGAGUGUGAGAGGUGCUUCAGCAAAGACUUCUGCACUAAGUGCAAGGGAGGACAUCUGCUCUUCAAAGGCAAAUGCUUCAAAAACUGUCCAGAGGGCACAUUUCCACAGUCCACAGACUGUGUUGAAGGCUGUGUGUUCAGUAGCGUAGCUUUCUGGGGUGAGUGGAGCCCAUGCCAGCACAACGGCCUGAGCUGUGGUGUCAGAUGGGGGCAGCAGAGCAGGACCCGUGAGCUGUCCAGAAACACGCCUGAAGAAACAGACGCAGGCUGUUCACAUCAGACUGAGCGCAGAAAGUGCAGGAUUAAGAAGAGGUGUCCAAAAGAUAAAAGGCAAAAUGAAAGGAGAGGAGGAAGAAGAAAGGCACAGAAAAGGCUAAAGCUCUUCGGGAACAGAACCAUCACAGAACCUCCAUAAAGAAUGUAAAGUUCUGGAACUAAAGUCAGUUUUAUUCUUUAGUAAUAUAUAUAUAUAGUAUAUAACAAUAUUUUUGUAUAAAUAAUUGUUAUAUGGCUACUUUAAAAAAGUGUAACAUAUAUCAAGAUAUUGCACAUCCUUUUUUUAAUGCAGAUGUAUUAAGUGACAAGUUGGAAGGGUUUCCCCCAACACUACCACAUGACUUAAACCUCGGGUAAAGUGGGGUUUGACAAAGACGAGAUCCAUGUUGGACUAGGACACUGUACAUUUCCUUCUGAUGAAUAACAGAAGAACAGCUUCAUGUGGUUUGAGCUGUAUCUUCACAUCUUUCUGUGCAUGCCUCGGCUGUUCUGUGCUUUCCAACCACAGACUCUCUUUAUAUUUGCACUUCUUCACAAUAAUUGUAUUAGAGAAAAUAGAGACACAGAAUGAUGUAAAAUCGUGUAAAGAGAAGCCAAAAACAUGACCUUGUACUCCAUUUAUUCAGUCUUGAACCGUGUAAUUGGCUGUAGACAAGUCAUGUGACCCAAUGAUUGGCACAGAUUUAUUCU